AUGGCAGAUCAUAAUCAUUCGUCCUUCCAGCACCCAUACUUUGUCUUAACUGGGAUUCCAGGGCUUGAGCAGAAGUAUUACUUGAUGGCAUUCCCCCUGGGUGCCAUAUACGCCAUUGCCCUCUUUGGCAAUGGUAUCAUCAUCUCCACCAUCAGGUCUGAAUCAUCCCUGCAUAUCCCCAUGUACUACUUUCUGUGUAUGCUAGCAUUUGCAGACAUGGGACUCGCCCUUUGCACUCUGCCCUCUAUGCUAGGCAUAUUCUGGUUCAGCUAUAAGUUCAUUGCAUUUGAUGCCUGCCUCGUCCAGAUGUACUUCAUCCACACCUUCUCAGCCAUUGAGUCAGGCGUGCUGGUAGCAAUGGCCUUUGAUCGGGUUGUGGCGAUCUGGAGUCCCCUCAGAUACGGCACCAUUCUAACCAGUGCUGUGGUCUGCAAAGUAGGGAUAGCCAUCUUGUCAAGAGCAGUCUGCGUGGUCUUCCCUGUGCCUUUCCUCAUCAAGAGGCUUCCCUUCUACCGCUCCAACAUCCUCUCCCACUCCUUCUGCCUCCAUCAAGAUGUCAUGCGUCUCGCCUGUGCCAGCACCCGGGUCAACAGUCUCUAUGGCCUCAUCGCUGUCAUCUUCACUAAGGGUUCUGACUCCCUCUCCAUCCUCUUCUCCUAUGUGUUCAUCCUCCGAACAGUGAUGGCUAUUGCCUCUGGGGAGGGCCGGCUGAAGGCCCUCAACACCUGUGUUUCACACACCUGUGCUGUGCUCAUCUUUUAUGUGCCACUGAUUGGCGUGUCAAUCAUUCAUCGCUUUGGAAAGCACCUGUCACCACUGACUCAUGCCCUCAUGGCCAAUGCCUACCUCCUUGUCCCCCCUGUGCUAAACCCCAUAGUUUAUACUGUGAAGACCAAGGAAAUACGAAAGAAGAUUAUCCAGAUAUUUGUUCGAACCAAAAUCACUGCAGAGGGUUAG
This is a messenger RNA of Nannospalax galili (Upper Galilee mountains blind mole rat), 957 nucleotides long. RefSeq names its product olfactory receptor 51H1-like. Gene Ontology annotation, cellular component: membrane. Gene Ontology annotation, molecular function: olfactory receptor activity; G protein-coupled receptor activity. Lineage: Eukaryota; Metazoa; Chordata; Mammalia; Rodentia; Spalacidae. Bases 1 to 957 code for a protein of 318 amino acids. The transcript has a single exon. Gene Ontology annotation, biological process: G protein-coupled receptor signaling pathway. The record is from RefSeq and is a predicted model, not a curated record.